AGUGACUUUGCUCGCAGUGAAUUGUGGGACGGCCUUUUCCGGUAGGCAUCCAUUUUGUUCGAAAGGUUGAAUACAACACCACCAUGCAGAACGAAGCAGGAGAAUACGUGGACAUGUAUGUUCCUCGCAAAUGUUCUGCGAGCAAUAGAAUCAUUGCUGCUAAAGACCAUGCCUCCAUCCAGAUCAACCUAGCUGAGGUUGAUGAAAACACAGGUCGUAUGACUGGCUCCAACAGGACGUACGCCAUCUGCGGCCAGAUUAGAAGAAUGGGUGAAUCAGAUGACAGCAUUGCAAGGCUGGCAAAGAAGGAUGGUAUCAUUCCAAAGAACUAUUGACAUUAUUUCAAGACCCUAGUUAGGAUUCACAUGAAGGAGGAAGAUGAAGAAAACAAACUUUGCAUUUUCUACAUGAAUAUUGAAUAAAAGUGGAAAAUUCUA
Lingula anatina is the source of this 437-nucleotide messenger RNA. RefSeq names its product small ribosomal subunit protein eS21-like. Gene Ontology annotation, molecular function: structural constituent of ribosome. NCBI's taxonomy places the organism in Eukaryota, Metazoa, Brachiopoda, Lingulata, Lingulida, Lingulidae. Gene Ontology annotation, cellular component: ribosome. Gene Ontology annotation, biological process: translation. The record is from RefSeq and is a predicted model, not a curated record.